Molecule: messenger RNA, 7697 nt
Organism: Chiloscyllium plagiosum (whitespotted bambooshark)
Lineage: Eukaryota; Metazoa; Chordata; Chondrichthyes; Orectolobiformes; Hemiscylliidae
Source: RefSeq, a predicted model, not a curated record
GGUAGGGAGUGUGUGGAGAUUGAGGGUAAAAUAGGUGCCCAAGGUGUCAACAUUCUGAAUGCUGCUUUCCCAUUUUUUUCUGUAAUGAGAAUCAAACGGCAGUCGCCUUGCUUUAACCUCAGCUUUUCUAAGUUUUAAUGAUUUCACAAAAAAAGUGUGGCAGGAGCACCUCCCUCCCCCUUUUGAGGGGUUUGCUAACAAGCGCUGGGCUGGGUGCCUGGCCCAGUGUCCUGGCUGCAUCCUCUCACCUGGGGCUGCCUCUGGCCAGUAGCUGCAAUCCCCUAGGAAGGGGCAUAGAUAAGGGGGGAAAAAUCUUUUUAAUCACCACCCUCCCCGCAAAAAAAGGACUGAAAUCUUUUGUUGACAUAGCAGGUGGAUGUGACGUCACCUGGACGCUGCAGGCAGAGAGAGAGAGAGAGACAACACAACAAUCUCACAAUCCGCCGAAAGCUUUCACUUUGUAACUGCUGCAGAUUAAUCACAACAUCCCUCCUUUCCUGUUAAACAAGAGAACAAAUAGAAAACCCAGCCCCUGAUUAAAAAGUGCAGCCUCUUCCCAGUGGCAGCUUGUGUCAAUGUGAGGGAAUCUGUCAAAGACAGGCACGUGUGAGGUGAAUGCUGUCUCUUUGAGGUGGGGUUGGUGUAUCGGGGUGGAGGGGAGGCUGCUGUGACUGGAGAAGCAAAGAUAUUGGGAGUGAACAAGGAGCGAGUGAGCGCAGUGCUCUCCCUCCCUCCCUGGUGCCUGUACACUGGGCUGCCCUCUUCCCCUCCCACUCGUACACAACACCAGUUUCUCAACCAACCCAUCUCUCCACCCCCCCCCAUGUGCAUUUGCAAACAUUAAAUCGAACCUGAAGAAUUAUUUCGUCCCGCACCACGUCGCUCAUACUCCGAUAAACGUCGCUUUCACUUGUGGGACUUCCCAAGAUGAUGUCCCUGCCACCAGGCACUAGCAGGAAGCUGCACCAUCUCAUGACCAUGGGUCAUAUACUCCUGAGCAUGCAGGCUCAUUGAAACUGCAACCAAUAAAUCUAGCCACAGAAGGGAUUAUUAUCAUUGUGUCUGUGGUGUAUUGAAGGCAGAGCAGUAAAGGUGGAAGAAAUUUUCUAGUGAGUCCAGGACGAUCAGGAGCCUCCACUGGCUGCCAAACGGCCAAAUCUGAAGAUGGCACAGCAGAAAGUCCCCUCAGGAAGCAGCGGAAGUACACAUGGCCCAGAAUCUAUCAUCCUCAGUGCCAUUUCCUCCAAAUAUGAGGAAAAAUAAAGUCCAGAAGAAGAGUCCUGGAGCCAAGACAGGAAGAGGGUUGUGCAAAUUUUAUGAAAGGAAGUUUGCUGAGGCAUUAAGUACAGUCUUCACCAUCCACAAACUGCCUUCAGUCUCGGAAGAACUUUAAUAAGAAAGUUGGAACAUGGGGCUGACAUUGCCUUAGCUCCAAAGAAUUGCAUGGAAUUAUAUUUGAUCUAGAAGUUCUUAAACUUUUAGGCAGCUGGGGAAGAACACUGGGUGAAAGAAUUGGUGGAAUUUUCCUAGCCCGUGAGUGUCUGGGUACGGCAAGAAAUUUGGGAGAAAACAGUAAGAAUUAAAAAUGAUAUCCUUGAUGUCUCCAUAUUGACCUUCAUCCACCAAUAUCUCUUGGGGACGUUGACGGUCUCCACUUUUUGUCUGCAGAAGUUGGCAUCUGCAAAACAGCAGCCUCACCACAUCAUCAGGAUCAGUCUUGGAGUACCUCAGAAGACAAUUGAGCAUUUUGUUAGUGCAGUUUGGAGCUCAUGAGCAGGCUGCUGUCAGGUCAAUGUGACCAUAGGUUCACACACCCAUUAAAUGUAAAUGUGAGGUAUUAAGUCAUGAUGCAAGAAUCCGCGACCGAGACAAUAAGCAACAGUUCAAUGAAUCAAAAUGGAAUGAGCACUCUAAGCAGCCAAUUAGAUGCUGGCAGCAGAGAUGGAAGAUCAAGUGGUGACACCAGUGGUGAAGUAAGCACAGUAGAACUGCUGCAUCUGCAACAACAGCAGGCACUACAAGCAGCAAGACAGCUUCUUCUUCAGCAGCAAACCAGUGGUCUGAAAUCUCCAAAGGGAAACGACAAACAGCGAACAUUACAGGUGCCUGUGUCAGUGGCCAUGAUGACUCCCCAGGUGAUCACCCCUCAGCAGAUGCAGCAGAUCCUUCAACAGCAAGUGCUGUCCCCACAGCAGCUUCAGGCUCUACUUCAACAACAGCAAGCAGUCAUGUUACAGCAGCAACAGCUUCAAGAGUUCUAUAAAAAACAACAGGAACAGUUGCAUCUUCAGCUUUUGCAGCAGCAACAACAACAACAACAACAACAACAACAGCAGCAGCAGCAGCAACAACAGCAGCAGCAGCAGCAGCAGCAGCAACAGCAGCAGCAGCAUCCAGCCAAGCAAUCAAAAGAGCAGCAGUUGGCAGCCCAACAGAUUGUCUUCCAACAGCAGCUUCUCCAAAUGCAGCAAAUCCAACAACAACAGCAUUUGAUGAACUUACAACGUCAGGGACUCAUUACUAUUCAACCUGGACAGCCAUCCCUUUCAGUCCAAUCUCUACCGCAAGGCUUAAGCCCUGCAGAGAUUCAGCAGCUCUGGAAAGAAGUGACCGGGGUGCACAAUAUGGAAGACGGUGUUUUGAAGCAUGGCGGGUUGGAUCUCUCUACCAAUAAUUCUUCCUCUACUACCUCCACUACCAUUUCCAAAGCAUCGCCGCCAAUAACUCAUCAUUCAUUAAUGAACGGACAGGCUUCAGUUGUCACAACAAGAAGAGAUAGCUCAUCACAUGAGGAAACUGGGGCCAGUCAUCCUCUCUAUGGUCAUGGUGUGUGUAAAUGGCCUGGAUGUGAAAAUAUUUGUGAAGAUUUUGGACAGUUUUUGAAGCACCUUAAUAAUGAACAUGCAUUAGAUGACAGGAGUACUGCACAGUGCCGGGUCCAGAUGCAAGUUGUGCAGCAGUUGGAGAUACAGCUUUCUAAAGAACGUGAACGCCUUCAGGCAAUGAUGACACACCUUCAUAUGAGACCAUCCGAUCCUAAGCCAUGUCCGAAACCUCUGAAUCUGGUGUCGAGUGUCACAAUGUCUAAGAACAUUUCAGAGACUUCCCCACAGAGCUUACCUCAGACUCCCACCACACCAACAGCCCCAGUCACCCCUGUCACGCAAGGACCCUCCGUAAUCACUCCAGCCAACGUGCACAAUGUGGGACCAAUUCGAAGACGACAUGGUGAUAAGUACAACAUUCCCAUUUCAUCAGAGAUUGCCCCAAACUAUGAGUUUUAUAAGACUGCAGAUGUCAGACCUCCAUUUACUUAUGCAACACUCAUAAGGCAGGCUAUCAUUGAAUCAUCUGACAGGCAGUUAACACUUAAUGAAAUCUACAACUGGUUUACACGGACAUUUGCCUAUUUCAGGCGUAAUGCUGCAACUUGGAAGAAUGCAGUACGCCACAACCUUAGUCUGCACAAGUGUUUUGUUCGAGUAGAAAAUGUUAAAGGGGCAGUGUGGACAGUGGACGAAAUAGAAUACCAAAAGCGAAGGUCACAAAAGAUAACAGGAAGCCCGACAUUAGUUAAAAAUAUACCUACUAGUUUGGGGUAUGGAGCAGCUCUCAAUGCAAGCUUGCAGGCUGCACUUGCAGAGAGUAGUUUACCUUUACUUAGUAACCCAAGCCUGAUAAACACCACCUCCAGUGGCUUACUGCAGGCAGCCCAUGAAGACCUCAAUGGUUCACUGGAUCACCUCGAAAGCAAUGGGAAUAUCAGCCCAGGAUGUUCUCCACAGCAAUAUACACAACCCAUUCAUGUCAAAGAAGAACCAAUGAAUGCAGAAGAAGAUGAGGGCCCCAUGUCCUUGGUAACGACAGCCAAUCACAGUCCAGAGAUAGAAGAGGACAGAGACAUUGAAGAGGAACCUUCAUCUGAAGACCUAGAAUAAGAUGGAAGUUCAGACAUUAUCACAACAGGGUCAUGUUACAGACCUCCGUAACCACUCCGUGUCAUUGGAUAUUUGGCAGACUUUUACUGUGACUAUUUAUUGAGCAUGAGACAAGGAAACAGCCUAAUGGAACUAUCUGUGAUUUCUACUGAGUACCAAGGGAUGACAAGCAUUGGAAAUUGCUUGCUUUUUUUUCCAACUUAUAGAAAAUUGGAUUGCAAAAAAAUACGUUUUCUGAUAAACUUUCCUCUUUCUCUGAUGGCUUGACCAUAUCAAAUUGUUACCUAACUCUUACUGGUUGAUGGAUUGACCGAAUAUCGGAAUGUCAGCUAAAUAGAAAGUCAAUGGCCUCUUAUACUGCCAAAAAUAGUGUUAGCUUCAUUAAAUGUGAAUUUUUAGUAUACAGUAGCUAAAAUAGAUAAUUUGCUGAUCCAGUUCAAGUUGUUGUUGAUUUUAAUUUGCACAGUAGUGUCAGAAAGUAGAAUCACUGCCUGUAACUAGUUAAAUUUUGGGGACAGAUCAGAUUUUGUGUUGGUGCCACCAACUAUUAUGUUUGUAGUUAGAUAUUACAAAACCACAGUAAUUAGACUGUUGUGGAUUUCUAAGGCAAAUAAACACCUUAGGUUUCCAGUCUGUGCUAUUAGUGUUGAAAUGUAAAGUGCAAUCUUAUAUGUUUUGAAAAAAGUUCUAUCAUCUGUGUAAGUACCAUAUGGAAAUUAUGCUUUUCUGCAUACUCUACAACAGUUCUCUUUACCUCCUUGUAUUUAAGCUUUGUCUACCUGUAAACAUAUUCAAAGGCAACAGCUAAAACCAAAGUCAACUCUGACAAUGGCCAAUAGCUCAAAGACAGAAACAACCAUUUUGAUGGGCCGCCUUCUGUAACUUUAAUUAGUACAAAGGAACAUUUACAUGAACUACCUGCUGUUUUCUGAUGACCUCUGGGAUCUUUUAUUUAACCCUAAAGGAAAGUAUUCAAGAUGACAAAGUCAGAUGUGUGAUCUGCUGAGUCCAAAUAAAUAAUUUUCAGUGACAAAUACUACACAGUAACAAAGUAGGAAGUUAUAUUAGGAACCAGCUAAAUGUGCAUCUUUGACCAAAACAAAAUAUAUGUACUUGAUGCAAUUGCAGAAUUUAUAUUGAUGUUUUCAUUUCACACUUUAAAUAAACAUUUAGAGACCAGUAAUGAAGGUGAGAUUAUAAUACUGAUAAAUUCAGUAGGCUUCAUUUGCAUUUUUUCCCGUACGGAUAACAGUUUUUACUGGUGGCUUUGUAAUGUUUUUGUAAAGCUUAUGUCUUGCUUGUUUUGUCUUUUUCCAUGUUAUGUUCGUCAAGAAGAGUUUUCAGAUUUCACUUAAAAAAUAACCGUAGUAACCAAACAUUGAAAAACUAGUGAAGCCAAAAAUUAUUUUCACUUUUGAGUUCAAAUGAUCUGGCUGAGUUUAACAACGAAAGCAAUUUUUAUACUCAUUUCAAAUCAUGGUGUUUAAUAGUCAUUAUACCAGACAUUUCCAUUUCUCUCAAACCAAAGUGACACAAAUUUCUGCCUCUGCGUAUAUGUGAUGUUAAGGCUUAAAAUAUCUGCUAUACCUAACAAUGCAUAAAAAAACUUUUCCUAAAAUGUUUCAUGAUGCAUUGUAAUGUAGUUUUUAAAAAAAAGACAAAAAUUGCUUAACACUGAUAUUUAUUAACUCAAAAUGUUGCAUUUCACUUUGUGUGCCAAUUCUGUGAAAUACCUUACACUCCCCAUCCACCACUCCCCUCACCCCAUCCCCCUCCCCACCCCCCCAAACCAAGGGACCUCAUAACCUAAUUAUGGUUAUUGCUUUACAAACAGUUUUUGACAGGACGUGGCUGGUAGAGUUUAAAAAACUUGCCAGUUCCACGCGAAAGAGCUGGUUCCUGCAAACCAAGCUCAUCAUUUAUUCUUUGCUGGAGUCAGCAAGUAGACUUAAGACAUUACACAGUCAUCUAUCACACCAAAUAAAAGGACACAACUGCUUUCAGUAGGGUUCUUCCAUUCACCCUAAAGGUUUUCUGAAAGCUUCUACCUCUGCAUAACACACCAGAACAAUUGUGGCAGAUUGUAUUAUUUGCGAGUAUCACAGUUAACUGUUACUCUCACUAUGCUUGUCUAUAGUUCAUGGUCAAUGGAAGGUUUACGUUACCAAUGUGGGGGAGAAAGAUUUCUAAUAGGUUGUCUUCAAACAUUUGUUGGACACUAAUGUUUGGAUUUAUUGAAAGGGAGAUAAUGUAAUCGAAGUGCAUGUGUAAAACUACUCAAUUGGACUGGAAGUAAGGAUGAUAUGUGAAUUCAUCUGGAAAGAGAUCUGAGGGUACAGUGCUGGUAGCAUGCAUACCUCAGUCACACAUCUUUUGGAAUAAAAGUCUUAGCCACAGAUUGCAUAUACCUGUAGAAUUUUGCAUGGAUUUUGUACGAGUACGAUUAAAAAUAGCUGCUUGCACAUUUUACCAGAAGAACCUCCAAAACUCUGCAAAUGCUUACAAUAGGUUUUAGGUUUAUUGGGGUUUUCUGAUAUGCUCUGUCUGUAUUUUGAUAAUUGUGCAUAAUUAUGUAAAAAAAAAUUGUUGGUGGGCCCAUAAAUGACCAGACUUUUUUAAGCAAGCUUUGCUUUAAUGCAUUUCAUGUAUUUUUUACUCUAUUUUAUACCAUUGCUUGCUAAUAUUAGCAAAUCUGCUUUCUUGCAUCUGCUUUGCAUAGCUAUUGUAAGGCUUUAAAAUAAUGUAUGUAUUUAUUGCUUGAAUUUCAGUGCAUACUUAUAUGGCAUACUGUGUGGCAAAAUUAAAGCUCAUUUAUCCUUGCUUCUAUCAUAUGCUGAUGGGGACUGUGGUCCUUUAUAUAUAGUAUCUUUUAGCUGUAGCACAAACAUCAAUUUAUGUAUUGGUGGAUUAUGCCUAUUUGUUUAUUUAUCUUUUUGAGGUAAACUAAUUUUGAUACUUUCCAUUACUGUGUACUGUGUUCAUGCCUUGAAUUCUCAAAAGUGAAAAGUCAUGACUGAAAUUUGUAACAGCUGUUGCUCUGUAUUCAAGGCUCUCACUGCUGAAUAAAGUAAAGGACCAAACAUAGGACUUAAAAGGAAACUAGACUACCACUAACAACAGGGAAUUAUCAGGUUUUAUUGUACCUUUUUUGUCAGUGCUGUAAAACCAUGUGAGUAUUUUUUUUUAGGCUUUAUACAUGCUGUAGUUGAAUUCAUUGUAAAGUUGUACUGACUGAAAUUAGGAUUUUGUGCACAUUACUAAUCUUGUUACAAUUAGAGUUGACUGUUUUUUACUGGACAGAGACUGAAUGAAAGUUGACAUUAACCCAUUGGCAUUUUCACUUAUUUAAAUCUAUUGGUAAUCAUGUGUUUUCAUUUUGGAGUUCCUAAAUUAUAUCACCAGUAUAAAACUUAAUAAACCCUGAUUAGUGGAUAAGUAAUGAAUUGUACCUCCAUUGGUAAUGAACUGAGCAGCAGUGAUGGUUGUAAUGUAAUGUAAAAAAAUCAGCUCCUUUCUAAGGUACUGAACAAUGUUGUCACUGGCACUGCCAUAGAAUUACAAGGUGUGAAAAACAUUUUUCCUGUAUUAUAGUAUUCCAUCAUUCAAUGUGUCUGUUUAAACAGACAAUAAAAUGUGUAUUAUAGUUCUAGAUGUGUGUAAUCAGUACUAAUGACAGAUAAUGGCAUUAUGAAAUGCAAUAAAUAGUUUAUCACACAUAUUAAGCUCAUCUGUUAUGUCCUUGUUAACAGACAGCAUUAA